Molecule: messenger RNA, 765 nt
Organism: Dibothriocephalus latus
Lineage: Eukaryota; Metazoa; Platyhelminthes; Cestoda; Diphyllobothriidea; Diphyllobothriidae
Source: the annotation of a GenBank genome assembly
AUGGAGGCUUCUGUUAAGCCUCCAUUUAUCGCGACAAUGAAGCUAAGAGCUUGUCUCCUUCAUUGGCAAACCGAGCUUCCCAGACCGUUUUCUUUGCAAGAGGCCCGCAAAUGGGCGAAAGAUUACCUACUGACCAAUGGUGGCAAUGUAGACACAGUGGACAAGUUUGUUGACUUCUUCCUCAACAUGGGCUACAUAAGGCCUGUGUCAGGCAGAAAUCCACGAACGCAGAAGUUCUUAAUCGUGUCCCUGUUACACGAAAAAGGCGAGCAUGACCUGCACGCAGCAAUUCACAGCAAACAAAACAAUUGUGCAAAGACGCUUCUUCCUCUAGAAGCAUGUACCCUUUGUGCGAGAUGGCUGCUGUCUGUGGGCAAGAACAUUCAACUGAGCCUUCAGUCCAUUGGCGGGGAUGCUAGCCUAAAACUCGCCCAAGACCAGAAACCACCGGCCCAACUGUUAGCCUACUUGGACUAUCUUGAGAAAUGGCCUAGAUGUUCCGUGGUACAUGGGGACGAUGAAAAUAUGAAUGCAGUAAAACAUUCGCUUAUCUCGGCUAUCUUAACGACUCUUCGCGAUGAUGUCAAAUCUGACCCCCUUGAUUCGAACACCAUCAGUGUUAUCAAGUUCGUCCUUGGUCACAGAGUCCUCGUGCCCGUUCUCCGCGGUCUAACCGAUCGUUCGCUUCGCGAGGUCUGCGUAAAAGCUCCUAUGCCGUACAACGAGCCCAGUCUGUGUUGUCAGGGUCAUGGAGGUAAAGUGUGA